Messenger RNA from Paramecium pentaurelia, 2933 nucleotides. Lineage: Eukaryota; Ciliophora; Oligohymenophorea; Peniculida; Parameciidae. The record is from the annotation of a GenBank genome assembly.
AUGAAUUAAACUGCACCAGUUCUCACUUUACAGAAAAGAAGUUACUUUUUCAAUGCUUGUUUAGCCUCUCUAUUUGGAGGACACUAAUUAAACCUUACAACAAAGCUAUAUAUCAUAUAGGUAGAAUUUAAAUUAAUGAGUAGGUUAUUGUAUAAUUAGUAUCUGUAAUUCAAACUUACAUAAUUGCUAAAUUUGUAGACAAUUACAUUGUUGUUUUAAUAGUGCCUGCUAUUAUCAACGUUACUUUUUAGAUAAGCUUAAAUUGCUUAAUAAGUGAAGAGUAUCGUAAGACUAGAUCAUAAUUGGGAUAAAUGAUUGGAUUAUUGAUUCCUUAAAGUUUAGGAACUGCUUCAGCAAUCAGAUAUGGUGGGACAAUUUUAGAUGCAAUAGUAUUUUUUUUCUUGUUUCCUCGAGAAUAAAAUGUUGAACUUGGAUUUACUUAAUUGGAGGGAUACUCUAGAUCCAGAUAUGCUUGUUUAUUUUUGAAAUUGAUUUUGAUUUUCACACAUGUUAAUAGAAUGAUUAUAGCCAAUAUAAUCAGAUAUAUUUACUAUUUCACACCUAUUUUGAUAUGGAUAGGAUUGUAUGGAUAGUUUUCAUAAUUGUAAGUAAAUAAAUAAAUUGAAUUAGUUUGGAAUAUGUAGGGGAGCAAUUUAAUUUUUUAAUGGGUUCAUCCUACUAAUGGAGUUAGAAAAGAACAUACUUAAAUGUAUUAUUAAAUGUUGUAUUGGUUGCUAUAUGUUUGGGAUUGUCAUUCAUAAAUGAGAAUAGAAUUGCAAUAAUAGUAAGUGGUUGUUUAGUCAAUAUUAAAAUGUUCAAUAUAUUUGGAUCUAUGCCAAAGAAUGAUAAGCAAAUUUAUAAGUAGAAUUAUUUGGAUAGACCAUAUAUUUUAUAUAAUUUAUUAAGUUCUAUGUUGAAUAUAAUUUCAAUAAUAUUAUGUGGAAUAUUAGCAUCUUCACAUUAUAAAGAAUUGUUUUAUGCUAUUAUUCCAAUAUAUUUAUGUUAUAUCAUAAUACAAUUAAAAUUUGUAUAAUAUGUAAAAUACUUUAAAAUAUUUUAUGCUAUAAUAGAAUGUGCAUGUAUUUCUAUGAUGGAUUAUAAUUUUGAAGGGAUUUUUGCUUAAAGAUUAUUUGAAUGUACAACAAUAAUUAGAUUGUAUAGUUUAAUACAUUCAAAUCCUAAUUAUUUAUUUUUUGAAUAAUUAGUAUGUUUUAUAGUUUCAUUCAAUACAAGUUAUUCAAUGGCAUAUUGUUAAUUGAUUGGAUUUUUAGUAUAAAUAAUAUUAAGAUUUGGAAUAAGAAUGAAAUCUCGAUUAUUAAUAUGGAUUAUAGCAAAGUAAUAAUGAAUUUAAGUAGAUUAGUUAAAAGAUGUUAACAGUGAAGAAGUAAAAAGUAGAGGGAGCUGCAUUUAUUACAACAUUAUAAUUAUUAAUGUGUCCAAUAACAUUCUUAAUUAUGAUAAUAUCCAGUAUUUUAGAUAGUCCAUAUAUGCCUUUCUUGGGAUUACCUAUUUUUUAUUUUGCAUCUCUUAGACCCUUUAGAAAUACAAUUCAUAUUCAUUAACAUAUUGAAAAUUCAUCAGAAGGAUCAAUUUAUAAUGCUUAUUUAAGUAAAGCAUAUAAUAAAUUAUUGUGUUCUCAACCAUUAUGGAGUCAUUAUUUAAUAAGAAUAGGGAAAUAUUUGGGAAUGAUGCAAAUAUUGGAAUAUUAAGGAGGAUAUGCUGUUAUUCAAUUUAAGGGUUUAGAAUCAUAAGAGACUACAAGUUGUCAUGGUAUAGAAGCAAGAGAAGUUGAUAGAUUAGUUGAAGCUAAGGAUUGUGGAUCAUAUUUUGGAAGUGCUUUAACUUUAUAGAGUCAAUUUUCAAUAUCUAGUUAUGAGGAAAAUUAAUUAAGUUUAACAGGUACAAUAGAAGCAACUGAAUUUGUUAGUGGAUUUAAGAAAAUAUAUUUAAGGAUGUUAUGUUAUUAUUUCCUUUAAGAGAUAACAGAUAAAAAUUAGAAAUCAAUUGUUGAAUUAUCAAGUAAAUAUGAAGGUUAUGAAAAUUAAUUUCCUAAUUCAUUUGCAGAUUGUAUUCAAUUGAAAAAUAAGUUUAUAUCAUUUAAGAAUGAUGAAUUAGAUUAAUAAACAGAAAUAAAAAUAUAAAUUAAACCAUAAACAAAAGUUUAAAUUAAACAUGAUGAAGAUGAUAUAAUGGGAAUGUUAGAUGAUUUUACAUAAGAUAUUCCUUAAUAAACUAAGAAAUUAUAAUAAUAAAAUAAUAAUAAAUCAGAAGGAUUUUAUAAUCAUAUUUAGAAAGCCAUAUUAUAUAUUUAUUAAGUAUCUUUGGGUGAUUUAGAUUUUAAUUAUGAGAGCAAAUUAAAUUAGAAGGUUCUCUUUAAUUUAUUUCAGAGUUCUAAAUAUCUAUCUGAAUAAAGAUAUAUGAAAGGAAUUGAUUAAAUAUUAUCAGAUAUAGUUACUAAAGCUAUAAGAACUGCAUUGAAAUUGAGUUUAGAUUAUUAUUCAAUUGAAGGUCAUUUGAAUAUUAAUGAUAAUGAAUUAUUAGAAGAAUUGAAAGGUAUAAAUGAUUGUUAUAUUGGAAUGGGUAAUGAAUAAGGAUGGUAUACAGCUAUGUAAAGUAAUUUAUUAUUAUGGUCUUUGGGUUAUGAUUCUGGUAAGAAUAAAUUGACAGUUUAUAGACAUUCUUAUACUGAUAUAUAAUGUUAAGUAUUCAGAUUUGAUAGUGAAGUUAUUAGAGGAAUAGAAGCUAAUCUUUAAAUGGAAUUAUUAUUUGCAACUAAUGAUGAUGAAGAACGGUAUUUAUAGUAUAAUUAUUUAUAUAGAUAUUCAAUUUAAACACAUGAAUAAUUUUUUAGAAAUAUGAUAAUUGAAGGUUCUGAAUUACCUUUAGGAUAUGCUCCUUUCUACUCUGGACCAGUAGUAAUUAGUUUAAGGUGA